Trichosurus vulpecula (common brushtail) is the source of this 3304-nucleotide messenger RNA. It is a transcript of the gene ADGRE5, whose product is annotated as adhesion G protein-coupled receptor E5. Gene Ontology annotation, cellular component: membrane. Bases 114 to 2729 code for a protein of 871 amino acids. Gene Ontology annotation, molecular function: G protein-coupled receptor activity; calcium ion binding. The transcript has 21 exons. Lineage: Eukaryota; Metazoa; Chordata; Mammalia; Diprotodontia; Phalangeridae. The record is from RefSeq and is a predicted model, not a curated record. Gene Ontology annotation, biological process: cell surface receptor signaling pathway; adenylate cyclase-activating G protein-coupled receptor signaling pathway.
UUUCCAGUUGCUGCUGCCUCUGCUGCUGCCGCCACUGAGGACAUCCAGGUCCAGCCUCUGGGAGCUAGCAAGAGACCACUCCUGCCCCUCCCCUCCCGGGCGGUGGCCCAGUCAUGCCAGCCCUGCCCCGAGGCCUCCUUCUGGGGCUCUGUGUCUUGGUCCUUCUGGAAACUGCCUUCACCCAGAACCCCAAAGAUUCUCGAUGUCGUCGUCGGUGUCCCCAGCAUGCUGCUUGUAUCAACGAGACCCACUGCACCUGUGAGGAUGGAUUUGCUUCUUCAAGUGGGGAGAUAUACUUCAAUGACCCUCUGGAGAUCUGUGACGAUGUUAAUGAAUGUGUGCCACCCAUUCACAUCAGUUGUGGUGCCCAUGCAGACUGUGUCAAUACAGAGGGAAGUUACUACUGCACCUGCAUCCCUGGAUAUGCACUUCCUUCUGGGGAGAAGAGGUUCCCAAAUGACACCAUGAACGACUGUCAAAAUGUUAAUGAAUGUGCACCACCCUUUAAUGUCUCUUGUGGUCAGAAUGCAGAAUGUGUCGAUAUACAUGAAAGUUACCACUGCACCUGUAACCCUGGAUAUGCGCUUCCUUCUGGAGAGAAGAAAUUCCCAAAUGCCACCAUGAACGACUGUCAAGACGUAGACGAAUGUCAGCGCAGCCCCUUAAUCUGUGAACCCCAUGGGCGCUGUAUAAAUCAGCGUGGAAGCUAUAUGUGCAAAUGCAAAUCGGGCUUUGCCAAAAGCAACAAGAACGAGAUUCAGGACUGCAUUGAUAAAAAUGAAUGUAAGAACAAAUCAUUCUGUGAACCAAAUGGAAUCUGUGAGAAUACAGUCGGAAGCUAUGUGUGCACAUGCAAACCAGGCUUUACUAAAAGCAGGGAGAACAAGUUUGAGUGCAUAGAUAUUAAUGAAUGUGCACCAUCCAUUAAUAUCUCUUGUGGUCAGAAUGCAGACUGUGUUAACACAGAGGGAAGUUACCACUGCACCUGUAAGCCUGGAUAUGUGCUUCCUUCUGGGGAGAAGACAUUCCCAAAUGCCACCAUGAAUAACUGUCAAGAGAUCUCCUUCCCCUCCUGGACACCCCCCUCCGGAGUCAGUCAGAACUUCCUCAACCAACUGAGAUUUAUCACCAGCAAAUUAAAAUAUGGCUCUGGCCAGGAAACAGUCAAGGAGUUCGUGAAGGAUAUAGAGAACCUUCUGAACACAUCCGCAGACCUGGAGCAUCUGCCUUUGGAGACUCGGCUUCAAGUGGCCACAUACUUGCUCUCUGGCUCUGAACAAAUCCUUCGGGCCAUUGCCCAGACCAUGCCCAAUGGGCCGCUGGUCUUUCCUUCUCCAAGGGGCGCAGAGCUAUCCUUGAACAUCAUGGAGAAACCAAAUGGGAGCGUUGAGGUGGGCAGAAGCCAUUCAAAGAUGAGGCUGAAUUGGAAUUUGGCUUGGAAACAUGGUGGCUCAGAAAAGGCUGUUGUGGGCCUGUUCUCCACUCAUGACAUGAAGAAACUGCUGGCCAGUGCCCCACUUGUCUUGGAGCCUGAAACCAAGGUUGCCCUGCAGCAAGUGUAUGAGGCCCCAGUGAGAGAGGGCAUUCCAGUUCUGCUCUCGGCUGUCAGCACAGCUUUCCUGAGUAACAAGGACACUGGACAUCUCAGCUCCCCGGUCACCUUUACCUUCUCCCACCCAAAUGAGUCCUGCGGGCCAAGGCAGGAAGUGAUCUGUGCCUUCUGGAAACAUGACAAUAACGGGAGUGGUCACUGGGCAACCACUGGCUGUAAGAAAUGGAGAAGCGGAGGGACCAGUACCACCUGCAACUGUACCCACCUCAGCAGCUUUGCCAUCCUCAUGGCCCAAUAUGAUGUGGAGGACUGGACUCUGUCAGUGAUCACCCAGGUGGGGCUGGGAGUGUCCCUGGUCUGCCUGCUCCUCUGCAUCCUCACUUUCCUGCUGUGCCGGUCCAUUCAAGGCUCCCGCACCACCAUCCACCUGCACCUCUGCCUCUGUCUCUUCGUCGGUUCCGCCGUCUUCCUGGCUGGCACUGCCAACCCUGGCCAAGGCCAGGUGGGGCUUCGCUGCCGCCUCGUGGCCGGCCUGCUGCACUACUGCUUCCUUGCUGCCUUCUGCUGGAUGUGCCUCGAGGGCCUGGAGCUCUACUUUCUGGUGGUGCGCGUGUUCCCGGGACCGGGCCUCCGCACACGCUGGCUCUGCCUGCUGGGCUACGGGACGCCCGCCUUCAUCGUGGCCAUCUCGGCUGCGGUCAACAGCCAGGGCUACGGCCGCCCCCGAUACUGUUGGCUGAGCCUGGAAAAUGGCUUCAUCUGGAGUUUCCUGGGGCCAGUUACACUCAUCAUUGCAUUCAACGCCAUCAUCUUUGUGAUCACCGUCUGGAAACUCACCCAGAAGUUCUCAGAGAUCAACCCUGACAUGAAGAAAUUGAAGAAAGCUAGGAUGCUGACAUUCACAGCCAUUGCCCAGCUCUGCAUCCUGGGCUGUACCUGGAUUUUUGGUCUGUUCCUGUUUGGCCCUCAGAGUCAUGUCCUGGCCUACAUUUUCACCAUCCUCAACUGCUUCCAGGGCUGCUUCCUCUUCCUGCUGCAUUGUCUUCUCAACAAGAAGGUUCGAGAGGAAUACCGGCGCUUGUCCUGCAUAGUCACCAAGAGCAAGUACAACGAAUUCUCCACCUCUACAACCAGCCAGAGCCGGGCCCUCAGACCUUCGUUGGAGUCUGGGAUGUGAACAGCACAAACGGGCCCCAUGGGGACACUGCAGCUUUUGCACAUGCCAAAGAAUGAUUCUGCCGCCUCUUUAUAACCCCUUUUGCCCACUACUCCUAAGGAGUUCAUCUGCCCUCCAAGGCAGGCCUCAUUGAAGGAACAUAAAGCUCUAGGGAUGCAGAGCUAGCCCUCAAGGGAACCAAAAUGUAGCUCAUGCUAUUCUGAGAGGGCAGAGAAAUUGCCCUGGCUCAGAAGCAUGCAACUUAUGAUUCCUUCCCAGUGGACCCAGCUCCCCAGAGAGGCUGCUCUCUGGGCUCAGCCUGGGCUUAUAUCCCCUCCCCCAGCUUUGGCACCAAAGGCCAGGACCACAGAACAUGAGAUGGAACUGGGCCCCACUUUCCUUUUUCUCACAUUAUUAGGGAAGGAGUGUGACACAGUGACUGAGGCAAACGGUACAUAGGGGCUUGUCUCCAUCCUUAUCUAUUGAUGAGGGGGCACAGGCAGCUCUGUCAGUGGACUUUUUUAUUUUAUAUUUAUCUUUUUUUAAAGCUUUCUAAGGUUGACAUUUCAGAUUAAACAGACUGAGUUAAUACAUUA